Olea europaea var. sylvestris is the source of this 1247-nucleotide messenger RNA. Its product is annotated as fatty-acid-binding protein 1-like. Lineage: Eukaryota; Viridiplantae; Streptophyta; Magnoliopsida; Lamiales; Oleaceae. The coding region runs from base 255 to 1028 and encodes 257 amino acids. Gene Ontology annotation, molecular function: intramolecular lyase activity. The record is from RefSeq and is a predicted model, not a curated record. The transcript has 4 exons.
UUGAGAUGACGGACAUUCAAUGAGGUAACAGGAUGCAAAUUUAACAUCCCUUAUCAUAAUGCUCAUACCGAGGUAGAGACGUAAUGUAAGAAAUGGUACAACUCCCAAAGCAACUACAAAAUUGCAUUUCCAUUCACCCCAUAACUCCCUAUAUAUACCAACUCGUUUUCAACUCUCAAUUCAGGUUUCCUAUCCUAUCGAUUCUCAUCUAAAUAUCCAACUCUGUUCUCAAUUAUACACUCGCUAAAUUAAGAAUGCCAACCACUGUGGAGGAUGUCACUACAAAGGCUGAGAUGGUGGAGACCGAGCCCAAGUCCGGGGUUGCUAUCAAUUCAACUGUAGUCCACCAUAAGGACAAUGAGGCUGAACCCAAGGUUGAACCAAACAGUUCUGUGAAGAAGGAAGGAGAAGAGAACAAGAAAGACGAGGCUAAGGCGGAUGAAGUUGAAGCCAAAACUGGGAUUUCUUUUCCAGGUAAGUUGGAUGAUGGGAAGCUGCUGAAAGCUGUUGGUUUGAGAAAGAAGAGUAUGCUUGGCAUGGGCAUCAAAAUUUAUGCCUUUGGGAUAUAUGCAGACAAUGAGAAAUUGAGAGAACUUGUAACAAGAAAAGUUGGGAGAGCCCCGUCGAAACCAACAAAGGAAAUGUAUCAAAUGGUGGUUGACAGUGAUGUGGGAAUGAUGGUACGACUGGUUAUUGUUUACUCCGGCCUCACCAUGAACAUGGUAAGGAAGAACUUCGACGAAGGCCUUGGAGCAGCCAUCAAAAAGCUCACUGGUGGGAAAAAUGAGGAACUCACCAAAAAGAUAAUGGGAGAAGCAUCGGACGAGAUAAAGCUCAUGCCUGGUUCUACUAUUGAGAUAUCUAGGCUUCCAGGAUACACUCUCCAAGCAAAAGUUAUGGGUGAGAUUGUGAGCACAGUUGAAAGUGAACUACUCUGCAGGGCUUACACUUACAUGUACUUGGGAGAAGAUCCUUUUGACAAAGACGCCAAGGAAAAGUUUGGGACAUCCCUUCUCUCUCUUUUCUGAGGACGGACCUGGGACUGUAUGUUCUGUUAGGAAUAAGACAAAAGGCUACGCUGUAGCACCUAAUAAUUGAUGAAUGAGAAUGUUAUGAUGAGAAAGAUGUUCUGGAAAGUCUUACUUUUCCAAAGUUUUAGAGCUUUCAAAGUAGAUCUGGAAAUAUGUACCAAGCUACCAAUCUCUGCUUUUUCCUAUAUAUAUAUAUAUAUAUACAGGAAUAUUCAU